This is a messenger RNA of Dujonia railenensis, 2997 nucleotides long. The record is from the annotation of a GenBank genome assembly. NCBI's taxonomy places the organism in Eukaryota, Fungi, Ascomycota, Pichiomycetes, Serinales, Debaryomycetaceae.
AUGCCCACGAAAGCUGUGAAAGGUGUUGCUUCCACCUCCUUUGUCACUUCAGACACCAAGGUGUUUGAUGAAUGUGCCAAUUUUUAUAACAAGUUAGGGUUUAGAUUGGUGAAGAAUUACUCCAAGCUCUCCAACACUGCAUUGGCCACUGCGUCUGCCCUGGCACAAUCCAAGCUCCAUGUUGGAGUGUCGAACGACUCCCUCCGUGAACUCUGGUUAGAGUCCUUUCCCUUGCAGAAUGUUGAUGAGAAAGGUCAAUUGAUCCCCUGGCAGGAGUUGGACGUUUACCAUGGAGACGGUCUGAAGGCCCUCAGCCAUGGUGUCGUUUUAAAGCUCAGAUUGUCGAAUGAAGGCCAAUCGAUUAAGGCCGUUGCCAACCAAGAGUUAUUCUUCUUCACCGCUGAGUUGAAGAGGGUUACAGACAUCUUGACCAAAGAAUUGCUGACCGAAUUGAGGAACCAGCAGAGCAACCUUGUCACUGUGUUCGACCCUAUGGGCAACACUGUGCAUUUCACAUCCCAAGAAGACUUACCCAAUGGUAAGAGUUAUACCUCCGCCGAGCAAUAUCUUAAAGAUAGAACUGAAUUAUUGUUGGAUCUAAUUAAGAAGGAUGAACCUCAAACGUCAGAGAACGAUUCCACCAACCGCUGGUCUCUUAACCAAUCUAAGAAGAAGAAGAAGAAGAUUGCAGUGAUGACUUCUGGAGGUGAUGCUCCAGGGAUGAACUCUGCAGUGAGAGCUGUAGUGAGAACCGGGAUCUACUUAGGCUGCGAUGUAUUUGCUGUCUAUGAAGGCUACUCCGGUUUGGUUGAAGGUGGAAAAUUGUUGAAGAAAAUGGAAUGGAAUGAUGUUAGAUCUUACUUGUCCUUGGGGGGUACCGCCAUUGGUACUGCUCGUUGUAUGGAAUUUAGAGAAAGGGCCGGUAGAUUGACCAGUUGCUACAAUAUGAUUAUUAACGGUAUAGACGCACUUAUUGUUUGUGGAGGAGAUGGGUCCUUGACUGGUGCAGACUUAUUCCGUGAAGAGUGGCCAUCCUUGUGUGAGGAGUUGGUCCUGACUAAAAGAUUGACACAGGAGCAAGUUCUCCCGUAUCAGCAUUUAACCAUUGUGGGGUUGGUCGGUUCCAUUGAUAACGACAUGGCCUGCACUGAUACUACGAUUGGUGCUGCAUCUUCCUUGGCUAGAAUCACAGAAAUGGUUGAUUACAUAGAUGCUACUGCGACUUCUCAUUCUAGAGCAUUUGUGGUUGAAGUCAUGGGAAGACAUUGUGGCUGGUUGGGCCUUAUGUCUGGUAUAUCUUGUGGUGCUGAUUAUAUUUUCAUCCCAGAGAGACCCCCUAAAGCUGGUGAAUGGCAGGAAGACUUGAAGCAAGUUUGUCAAAGACAUAGAAAACAGGGAAACAGAAAGACCACCGUCAUUGUAGCUGAGGGAGCCAUCGACGAUGAUUUGAAUCCAAUUACAUCAGAAAUGGUAAAGGAUGUUCUUGUAGAAUUGGGACUUGACACAAGAAUUACUACUUUGGGGCAUGUUCAAAGAGGUGGUAGUGCCGUAGCUCAUGAUAGAAUGUUGGCUACUUUACAAGGUGUAGAUGCUGUUAGAGCUGUAUUGGAAAGCACUCCAGAGACUCCAUCCCCUAUGAUUGCAAUGUUGGAAAAUAAGAUUGUAAGAAGACCAUUGGUGGAAGCAGUUGAAUUGACAAAGUCGGUUGCUACAGCAAUUGAGCUGAAAGAUUUCGACAAGGCAAUUAAUUUAAGAGAUUCUUCAUUUUAUGAAGCUUACCAGCAAUUCUUGGCCAUUUCCAGGGGUGAUGACGGACUGGAUAUAUUACCAAAAGAAAAGCAAUUGAACAUUGGUAUUGUUCAUGUCGGAGCUUCGUCCUCUGCAUUGAAUGCCAGUACAAGAGCGGCUGCAUUGUACUGUUUAUCACACGGUCACAAAUUAUAUGGUAUAAUCAAUGGUUUCUCUGGGUUAAUAACCACAGGAGAAGUUAAAGAAUUGAAGUGGCUUGACGUAGUUGACUGGCAUAACAAGGGUGGCUCGGAAAUUGGUACCAAUAGAUCGUUACCUAGUGAAGAUUUCGGUAGUGUAGCCUUCUACUUACAAAAAUACCAGUUGAAUGGUUUAAUUGUGAUUGGAGGAUUCGAGAGUUUUACUGCAGUACAUGAAUUGGAUAGCAAUAGAUCCAAGUACCCAAUAUUCAAUAUACCAUUGGUUGUUAUACCUGCCACUGUUUCAAACAAUGUUCCAGGUACUGAGGACUCUUUGGGAGCUGAUACUUGUUUAAAUCAAUUAGUCAAUUAUUGUGAUGCGGUUAAGCAAUCUGCCUCCUCUUCAAGAAGAAGAGUGUUCGUUGUCGAGGUUCAAGGUGGCCACUCUGGUUACGUAGCUUCCUAUGCGGGAUUGGUAACUGGUUCAAUUGCUACUUACACUCCAGAGACAAAGAUCACCUUAAGAACUUUACAAGAAGAUAUUGAUUUAUUGUUUGAUGUCUUUGAGAAUGAUAGAGGUGAAGAUAAAAACGGUAAAAUGAUUAUCAGAAACGAACAGGCCCUGUCUGUGUAUAGCGCCGAAUUAAUUGCCGACAUAAUAAAGGAGCUGGCCAAAGGGCGUUUCGAAACCAGAACUGCCAUUCCUGGUCAUGUCCAGCAAGGUUUUACACCAUCAUCAUUAGAUAGAGUUCAAGCUGUAAGAUACUCAGUUAAGGCUGUCCAAUACAUUGAAGAGUGGAAUGACAAGAAAUACCAUGCACAGGAACUCUAUGGAGAAAAUAGAAUCCAUGAAUAUUCUGUGGAAACUGGCACUCCAUCUGCUGUGGUUAUUGGAAUUCAAGGUGCACAAAUUACCUUCACCCCAGUGAAAGAGCUUUACGAAAAUGAAGCUGAUAUCAAAUUAAGAAAGGGUACAGUGAUUCACUGGAAGGAUUUACAAAAGGCCAAUGAAAUGUUAAGUGGUAGACUUUUGUUGAGGGAUAGAAAGAAGAAGUUAACUAGUAGUUGA